GUGCCCAGGACCCCUGACCCCGCCCUGGGUGAGGGCAGGGUGGGGCAGGGCGGGGCUGUUCAGGUGCGCAGGCACCGCCCCGGCGCCCCCUGCUGGCCUCAGGUGAGGCAGAGAUGGAGCCGGGCAGGACAGCGGACACGGCGUCCCCGAGCUGUCACCACAGUGGGGACGAUGAGGAGGAAGAUGUGACAGCAGCGGCAGCCAUGGCAUCAUCCGUGUGUCACCCUGCUGGGAAUGAGGAGGAGGACAAGGAGGUGGCAGCAGUGGUGACAGCCACAGUGUCCCUGGGGUGCCACCCCAGUGAGGAGGAGGAGGAGGUGGCAGUGGCCAUGGCAUCCCAAGGUGGGCCGUGUGGCAGGGAUGAGGAUGUGGUGGCAGCAGUGACAGCAGAAGCAGCCACAGCGUCCCAGGGCUGUCAUCCCGGUGAGGAGGAGGUGACCACAGCAGGGACAUCCCUGGGGUGUCCCCCCCUUGGGGACAAGGAGGAGGAGGUGACAACAGCGGGGACAGCAGCAGGGACAUCCCCAGGCAUUCAACCCAGUGAGGAGGUGACCGUGGCAGCAACGUCCCCAGCAUGUCCUCCUGUAGGGGAUGAAGAGGAGGUGACAGCAGCGGUGACAUCCCCAGGGUAUCACCCUAGUGAGGAGGAGGUGACAGCGGCGGUGACAUCCCCAGAGUGUCACCCUGGUGAGGAAGAGGAGGAGGUGACAGCGGCGGUGACGGCAGCAGCAGCCACAUCAGCCCCGGGCGGGCGGCGCGGCGCGGAUGAGGACGUGGCGGCCGCGGGCUGGCGAGCGCGGCGCAAACACGUGUUCGUGCUCAGCGAGGCAGGGAAGCCGAUCUACUCCCGGCACGGCAACGAGGAGGCGCUGGCAGCCACCAUGGGGGUCAUGAUGGCCCUCGUGUCCUUCAUCCAGAGCGGCGGCAACGCCAUCCGGGCCAUCUGCUCCGAGGACCGCACGCUGGUGUUCGAGCAGCGGGGCCCGCUGCUGCUGGUGUCGGUGUCCCGCACGCGGCAGUCGGCGGCGCAGCUGCGGCGGGAGCUGGCCUUCGUGCACGAGCAGAUCCUGUCGCUGCUGACCCGCGGCGGCAUCGCCCGCGUCUUCGCUCGACGCCGCGGCUUCGACCUGCGCCGGCUGCUGGCGGGCGCCGAGGCCGUGCUGGACCGGCUUGAGGGCGGGCGGCUCUGCGCCAGUGACCUCCACCUGCUGCUCAACCUGCUGGGCGGCGGGGCGGGCGCGGGGGCGGGCGAGGUGUGGACCCCCGUGUGCUUGCCGCGCUUCAACCCCGACGGGUAUUUCUACGCGUACGCGGCGCGGCUGGGCGAGGAGGAGGAGGAGGAGGGCGUGACGCUGAUCCUGCUGUCCACGGAGCGAGAGGGAUUCUACGCGGCGGCUGCGUGCCGGCGGCAGCUGGAGGACACGCUGCGGGCGCAGGGCUGGCUGGCCGAGCUGGCGGCGGCCGUGCGAGGGGGAGCGGGGUACGGCCCGUCCCGCCCCGGCGCCCCCGAGCUCCGGCACUUCCUCUACAAGCCCUUGGAGGGGCCGGAGGAGAUGCAGCAGCUGCCGCAGUUCACCAGUCCCGAGCUGGAGGAGCCCUACACCAGCGAGGAGGAGCAGCACCGGCUCUUCGACCUGUACCACUACCUGCACAGCCGCGUGCACAGCCCGCACCGGCCCCUGCGCCUGCUCUACCAUGUGGCUGAGAAGGAAACGCUGCUGGCCUGGGUGACCAGCAAGUUCGAGCUGUACAGCUGCUUCAGCCCACUGGUGACGAAGGCGGGCGCCAUCGCCGUGCUGACCAAGCUGCUGCGCUGGCUCAAGAAGGAGGAGGACUGGCUGUUCAUCCGCUACCCGGCACCGUUCUGCGCCGCGCCCGCGCGCCCCGAGGGGCCCGAGCCCGAGGGCUGACAAUAAACACUGAGACCCCGGGGA
Messenger RNA from Passer montanus (Eurasian tree sparrow), 1934 nucleotides. RefSeq names its product vacuolar fusion protein MON1 homolog B-like. Gene Ontology annotation, biological process: vesicle-mediated transport; protein targeting to vacuole. NCBI's taxonomy places the organism in Eukaryota, Metazoa, Chordata, Aves, Passeriformes, Passeridae. The record is from RefSeq and is a predicted model, not a curated record.